AUGUACUCUCGUAAAAAAUCGUCAAUGAUUUCAGCUACAAACUCAAUGGUGCAAGCUAACAAUAUCAACUAGAAUACUGCACCUGUUACUCAAAGAGGAUCUAAGAUCAAUUCAACUCUUUCAGGAACUCUCGCGUCUCAUAAGUCAUCAGGUUUAUAAUCUCGUGAUGAAAAUAACAUUGGGAACAGAACCACCAAACAUAGGAAGAGAGAUUCAAUUAAUUAGAAUCAAGUCUUAAGAUAAUCUGUUGGCAGUAGUCAACACAAUACUUUUUUACUUGAGUCAAAGGAUAACAUAAAUAUGCAAUCUUUAUUGAUCUACAAAUCAAUUGAUAAUCAAAUAUAGACAAGUAGUUAGGAUCAGUUGAUAAAGCAGCAACUAACCUAGAACUAAAAUCAAUUUCUCACAUUAUCUUAGCAAACUCAAUUUGAGAAUAAACAUCACAACCAUAAUAACUAUCAUUAAAACUAUCAUAGCAACAGCAGCAGUAAUAAUUAGCUUCAAAGUAUCUAGCACCAAAUACUAAAUACUAACCAGAGCAACAAUAUACUGCUUCAACAUAAUUUCUCAUCAAACCAAAUGACACCAAUGGUCCACCAUAUUAAGCCAAUACCUAAUCAAAUGAGAUAGAACUUUUCCUCAACUAUAGUGUUCGAUGCUCGAAGCAGUAAAUCUCAAACUGGACCUGAUUAAUCCAAAUCAAAUAUCAAGAGCUACGAUGAGAGAUUAAAUUUGAUAGAUGAAAAUGACUUGACAUUAAUAGAUUAAGAGAAUGAGGGCUUCUUUAAUAUGGAAUAGCAUAACUUGAUCAAUGAGGAUGAGAAGCUAGAUCUGAUUUAUUCACAGCAAAGAUAGCCGUUCAAAGAUAUUAAAAAUAAAAUGAAUCAUUAAGGAGUACAGUGGUAAUAGAUCCUAUAAAGCCAAGAAAGUCAGCAAAUUUUUAAAGUACCAAACUAUGUAAAUCGCAAGUCUUAAAACAAUGCUACUAAUAACCUAAGAUUGAGAAGGCAGACUCUUGAUGACUACUAUAAAAGUCAUGAAUCAUUGAUGAGAAGCAGCAGAGAUGAAAACAUAAUGAUAAUCUCAAAUUAAAAGAUAUCUGGUGGAGGAACUUAGUCAAAUAAUAUAAUCAGCGAAAGAGAUAAAGAAAGCUCAAGUCAUUAAAGCCAUUUCUAUUUGAAUUAGCAUAAUCAUGAUACAAAUUUAAUGAAAAAAAGUACUCUGAAAACUCCAAAUUCUUUUAAGAUUAAUGAGAUGAAUUCUUAUUCUCAACAGAAACUUGAACUCUAAAUGUUUAUCCAAUCUGAAGUAUAAAAGAUACUACUUUAGUAAAAUUAGCUGAAAAGUGGAGAUGAAAUAAAUUCAACACAGAGAUCUAAAUACAUCGACUAAUAGGAGAAUAUUGAUUCAAAUAAAGUCUAGCUUGUCAAUCAUAUGACUAAAGGAUCUAAUUUUGAGGAAUAUCUUAAACCUUAGCCAUUUAUGUUAUUCGAUUAGUAACCUAAGUCAGUAAAUAAGAGGAAUCAUAAAAGGUAUUAGUCUUUGGCAGAACCAGAUUUAAUGCCGGAGGAUAUGAAGUAAACUAUCCAUUAAAAUAUGCUUGAGCAAUCCUUGAAACAAUGGUAGAACUCUACGAAAUUGAGAUUAUUCAAUUUAGACUAGGAAGGAAAUCAAAUUGUAAAGUAGACGCCAGGUAAAAUAAUUCAGUUUGAUCGUAAUUUCGCCAAUUAUACAAAAAGGGAACUAUAGAAUUAUGUAGAGAUUAUUCAGCAAGAUCUCAUAUAAGUAAGAAGGCAAUUGACAUAAGUUACUUCAGGUGAUUAUCUAUCUAAAGAAGAAUUGGAAAGAUGCCUUAAAGAUAUAAAAAGUUCAUAUAUAAACGAAAUUUAACAAAAGAGCAUUCAAGUAUAGCAAAGAGAUUUGACUCUAUAAAAUCUAAAGAUCUAGUGUCAAGUGAUUAUAAACAAUGCAAACGAAAAUCAUCUAGUGUUUUUGGAUUUUUUCAAACAACUAAAUGAGUUAGAAGUCUAACUAAAGGAAUCGUACUAAAGCGGAGAGAGAAACGCUUCAUUCAAAUUGGAUAGUCUAAUAAAGUCAAACAUGCCCAAAUUAAAGUAACUAGAUUUAACACAGGACAAUGUGAAUUUACUUUUAAAUACUCUAGAUAGUAUAGACCUUAAACGUGAUGAACAUUAGCAUAAUAAUAUAUAUUAAGAACAGGAAGAAUCUCUUGAAGAAUUUGAUGAAGAGUUUCAUUAAUAAAAACUAAAGCAAAUACUGUAGCUAACUACUAAGAAUUCCAAAAAGAUGAAUAACUUUAACAGUGAUAAAUUAAGCCCUAGGAAUCAAUCAUUUAUGAAUAUCAGAUCGCUUAAGCAGUUAGGAAAGCAAACUAUCAAAAAGGAUUAAUGUACUUAGUCAGAAAUAAUAUGUAUUGCGAAUAAAUGCUCAAAAGAAUUAGAUUAAUUCAAAGAGAGUUUAGAAUUAAAGUAUUAAGCAGUAAUUGAGAGCUUAAGGAAAAAAUACUGUACAAUGAAGCUACUUAAUAAAGCAUUUCAAAAAUAAAUUUAAAACAAGGAUAGAAUUUUGAUUAAUAUGAAGCAGUCUCAAAAUACUCAUAAUUCAAUCUCUUAUAUUAAUAGUUUGGAUAAAGCUGAUACAAUAUGUAUAGAUUAAUCCACUGUUGAUUAAAGGAAUUCUAUAUGCAUAUCAAUAGUCUAAGACCAUUAACUGAAACCUCUAGUUGAUAGAAUAAGAGAAUUAGGAUAAUUGACUAUAUCAGAAAGAGAUCACAUUAUAGAGCUGAUUUAUCAGUAUGCAAGGCAAUCAUAACUCAUCAGCUCAGAUACAAAUUCACUUAUCCAUUAUAGAAAAAUGUCUCAUUAACUUUAACAAUUUAUCAAUCAAGCAUAAAUCCUUUGUAAAAAUAUAAAUCCAUACAUACUCAAUAAAAACUACUAGGUUUGUGAUCUUGUUUAGCUAAUAGAUUAAUUUUCUAUCCAGAUUUAGGAUAAAAAUAAUGGAUCGAUAGAUCUUAGGAAAUCUCUUGGUAUUGGCCAAUUAAAAUUAGACAUAGAUUGCUAUUUGACUAACGAAUCUGAGAGAUUGAGCAGCAAGAAUCAGAUUAUGCUUCUUUAAAAUAUUCAAAGCUACGAUGAAAAACAACUCAAAGAAGUGAUUGAAACAUUAGUGUAUGAAAAUCAGGAUUUAAGAGAGUAGAUUUAAGAUUUGAAAGUGAACAAUGAACUAUUACUCUAGAUGAAUACUAACGAGUUCAAAAGCCCUCGCUCUGAUUUCAGUGGAUACAAUAAUUAGCCUUUUUAAUCUACCUCAGCAGAUCAUAUAUCACGAUUAAGAUCCAAGGAUAGAUUAGAGUCUAAACUCAUGAAAUCCAGUCAUAUGAACAAGAACAGCAGCAAGACAUCUCUUAACAGAGGAGGCAUCCUUAAAAAGAGUAUUUUAAAUACCAAAGAAUACUUUACUCUAUUUGAUGAUAAUAUGACCAAAGAUCGAACAAAGAAAAGAGUGGGCAUUGUUUAAAAUAGAGACUUACUUCAGAUAAAUCAUUUAAUGGCAGGCUCUCUUGAAAAUAUUCUCUCAGAGAAUCCUAAACUUAUUCACACUCCUCAUGAAUGA
This is a messenger RNA of Stylonychia lemnae, 3636 nucleotides long. Lineage: Eukaryota; Ciliophora; Spirotrichea; Sporadotrichida; Oxytrichidae. The record is from the annotation of a GenBank genome assembly.